Molecule: messenger RNA, 3158 nt
Organism: Lethenteron reissneri (Far Eastern brook lamprey)
Lineage: Eukaryota; Metazoa; Chordata; Hyperoartia; Petromyzontiformes; Petromyzontidae
Product: la-related protein 4-like
Biological process (GO): positive regulation of translation
Cellular component (GO): cytoplasmic stress granule; cytosol
Molecular function (GO): mRNA 3'-UTR binding
Source: RefSeq, a predicted model, not a curated record
GGUGGCGCAGCGGUUAGCGCCACGCUACGAACCCUCGGCCACGCGAGUUCGAUUCCCGCUCACGAUUAUUUGGACCGGUCCUGGGUUCCUCCCCAAAGGUCGACUCAAAGGAAUAACUGGUGCGGUGUUUAAACUUCACCACUGGGGAGACAAAGGCGGCCGGGCGUGGUGCUGGUGUUCACCCACCCGCCCUGUGUACCGUGCGGGCUUUCAUGGGUGCUACUCGCUAACAGCACUUGCGGGGGUAGUGGAUCUUUGUCUAUUAUGUAUUUGCGGGUAUUGCAGUUACUGGGCGUGUGUGCAUAAUGUGUGUGCGGCUGUAUGUACCGCAGUCACUGUGUGUUAAUGUGAGUGUGCGUGUGUGUGUGUGUGCAUUAUGUAUGUGCGGGCGUGCUGAUGAUGCACGCUUGUCUGAGCCUGAUCAGCUGAUACGCAUCUGCAGCUCUUGGGGUUGAAUGGUCGGGAUUGGUAUGGGCGGAUCUGGGCUUAAGCCACGGAAUAAUGACCCGGCAUAAAUACCUUGUUCAGCGUUUGCUGGGAUUAGCAGGGUUUUCUGGGCAUGUGUUCGAAACUGUUUAAGGCUGCAGUCUAUUUGUUUUUUUUUCAGGGAUUUUUUUGGGGGCUUUCUAAACAUUGUCGAGGUUCCAAUUUGCACAGGGGGUGGUGACCGGAUGGCUGUUUUUUUGGGAGUUGAAUUCAAAUCGUGACAUUUAUUAGCAAGCGUCAGAGAAAAAAAAAUCGUCGCGUCUGAUGUCAUCCGCAAUUACAGCCACCUAUGUUUGUGUUGUCUGCCCCUGCCCCCUUUAUGCUUCCUGAUAUAGCUGCCGGUGGCGUCUAUUAAUUACCCACGGUCUCAAGUGUCCAGUGUUACACAACACGACCUGCAUCAAAUACAAUACCCGCACGCUGAUUGCUGCGGCAAAUGUCACUCUUUAAUUCCAGCCUGUCUGCGCGGAGCUGCAACGCAGGAGAUCGGACUCUUUGUUUAGAGGAACUGUGAAGCUCUUUCCACAGAUGGGGCCAGUAUGGGCACUGGGUCAGCAAGUUACAGCAACAAACAAUACAACAAAAACCGGAUUGGAGUGAAAAAUAAAGAAAAUGGAUGGCUGCCUGCCUUCGGGCCUGAACCCAUGUGCUAAGGCUUGGCAGAGCCCUCCAGCGGGAGCAGCUGGCCCAGCUACAGCUGGAAGUGAGCCCUCCGGCAAUGGCCUGGACGCACCCAACGAUCAAAGUUCAAAGAGCCCUGUUAACGGGCUGGACGGUGGCAGCAGCAGUGCCAAUGGCCAAGUGAAGGAUGUCAUGCAGUGUGCUGUGGAUUCACCCCUGGCCGAUUCAUUUAAAUCGCACAUGCACGUUGCCAGAGAUGCAGGACAGGGAGAGCAAGCGGAGUCUCUGCCCGUGCUGUGUGGGGAGGAGCUCCGGGAGGCUCUGCGGAAACAGCUGGAGUAUUACUUCUCCAGGGAGAACCUGGCCAAGGACUUGUACCUGGUAGCCCAGAUGGACGGCGAGCACUACGUGCCCAUAUGGACCAUCGCCAAUUUCAACCAGGUCAAACGGCUGACCACCGACAUGGACCUCAUCGUCGAGGUCCUCAGAUCCUCAGCGAUUGUUCACGUCGAUGAGAAGGGGGAGAAGGUGAGGCCCAACCACGCGCGCUCCGUCGUCAUCCUGCGAGAGAUUCCCGAGAGCACUCCUGUCGAGGAGGUAGAAGCGAUAUUCAGCAGUGAGAACUGCCCCAAGCUGAGCAGCUGUGAGUUUGCUCACAACAGCAACUGGUACGUGACCUUCGACUCAGACGAGGAUGCCCAGCAGGCGUUUAAAUUCCUCCGAGAAGAGGUGAAGACAUUUCAAGGCAAGCCCCUCUUGGUCCGCAUCAAGGCGAGGCCCGUGGCGCUUGCGUCGGCACCACCGAAGAAAGGCUACCCGCUGAUGGGGAGCGGCAGCCUUCAGCCGGCGCCCCAGUUUGUGGUGCCGCUGUUCGUGCAGCCCGUGUACAGCCCCCAGGGCGCUCAGCCGCAGUACUCCCUCUACGGGGUCCCAGCCGCGGGAUGGACCACGGCCCAACCCUACGUGGAUGCGUCUCUGGCACCUUACUCCAGCAUGGGUUAUAUGAAUGGAUACACAUACCCGGGAACGUUCAAAACCAGUGCACUUUUGCCGAAUGGAACAAGACAGCACUUUUGGAGAAGCAGAAUGGGCCAAUCGCACAGAAAGAUGCCCCAAACUUACAGGCAAAACGGCAAGAACGCGAACGCCGUGCCUUCCGGCGGCUUCGCUAUCGAGGCCGAAGCCCCUUUGUCGAGUGAGCGGGGAGAGGCGUCGGCCCGCACCGAGGUGGCGGCUGGGUCAGGGAGGACCUGGCGCGGACGGAGAGACUCGCACCCCGCUUGGGGGGAGCACCCCGCCGCCACUGCCACCGCUGCCGCUGAGGAAGCCUUCGCGCCCACAGGGAGGGGAAGACGCACCAGCUACAGGGGAGAAGACGAAAUGACGAUCGUCCAAUUGGCGGACAGCAGCUUCAGACGAGCGAGCCGGCGAGCCCGGCGAUGUCGCGCUUCGAGCUGGCCGCCUCCAGCUUCCCCCCGCUGCUGCCCGCCACUCCCGACAAGCCACACGCCGCGACGAGCGCCGCCGCCACCGCCGCUGCCACUGCCAAGCCAAAGGCGGAGGGAGGCGGCUCCUCCUCCCAGCCUGCCGUCCCCGCGGGGAAGCCGCAGCCGGCCACGACCAAAGCUGAAGAGGUUCCAGGCGUGUCGCCCCCACCCUCCUCCCCAUGCAAAACCCAAACAGCACAGAUCCCCGUGCCCAGACCCAGCUUGCCAUCCGCAUGCAGUGCCAGCCCACAGUCCAGCCUUGAGAGAAGCAAACCCGCCAGCCCUCAGCCAGCUGCUGUGGAGGUUCCAUUGACAGCGACUGAGCAGGAGAAGGACUGCACGACUACAGCCAAGGCCAAGCCACCUGCAGAGCCACAACCCGGCAGCACAGACACGCAGCUGAAGAGGCUUAGCUACGCUCAGGUCUGCCAGCGCGUCUCAAAGGAGUUCCCGGCACCGCUCGUUGAUCCUCUUCUGCAGCCCGGCGAAGAGGAGCCGCCGGCAGAGGCGGGGACGGCCGAGGGCAGCGGGGCCUCGGCAAAGACCGGCGAUGGCCACGCUCGU